GGAAGGGAAAGAAGCGACCCCUCCGGAGAGCAUCCUCGCUCGGGCGCAGCCUCCCCGCGACAGGGGUCCCGCCGAUCUUGUUUGCCUCAGCAGAGCCUCCGUCUGCCGGGAAAAUGCCUAGAUCAUGCUGCAGCCGCUCGGGGGCCCUACUGCUUGCCCUGCUGCUUCAGGCCUUCAUGGAAGUGCGUGGCUGGUGUCUGGAGAGCAGCCAGUGUCAGGACCUCACCUCGGAAAGUAACCUGCUGGCCUGCAUUCGGGCCUGCAAGUCCGACCUCUCGGCCGAGACGCCCGUGUUUCCCGGGAACGGCGAGGAACAGCUGCUGGCCGAGAACCCCCGGAAGUACGUCAUGGGCCACUUCCGCUGGGACCGCUUCGGCCGCAGCGGCAACGACAGCAGCGGGGCCGGCGCGGGCCCGGAACGCACGGAGGAGACGGUGGCCGCGGGCGACGGCGGCCUCGGGCCCCGCGGCGAUGGCGCCGGGCCGGGCCCGCGCGAGGGCAAGCGCUCCUACUCCAUGGAGCACUUCCGCUGGGGCAAGCCGGUGGGCAAGAAGCGGCGCCCGGUGAAGGUGUACCCCAACGGCGCCGAGGACGAGUCGGCCGAGGCCUUCCCCGUCGAGUUCAAGCGGGAGCGGCCCGAGCCGGCGCUCCGCCCCGAGAGCGCAGCCCAGGGCGAGGCGGCCUCCACCGACCUGGAGUACGGCCUGGGGGCGGAGGCCGAGGCCCCGCGGGCGCUGAAGAAGGACGAGGGGCCCUACAAGAUGGAGCACUUCCGCUGGGGCAGCCCGCCCAAGGACAAGCGCUACGGCGGCUUCAUGACCUCGGAGAAGAGCCAGACGCCCCUGGUGACGCUGUUCAAAAACGCCAUCAUCAAGAACGCCCACCGGAAGGGCCAGUGAGGGCGCCGCGGGGCCGGGCCCUCUCCCGGAAGGCGGCCCCUGAGCCCCCUUUCGUGGGCCGGGGCCUCCCAGCCUGG
This is a messenger RNA of Myotis myotis, 976 nucleotides long. RefSeq names its product proopiomelanocortin (gene POMC). The record is from RefSeq and is a predicted model, not a curated record. Gene Ontology annotation, molecular function: hormone activity. The coding region runs from base 114 to 899 and encodes 261 amino acids. Lineage: Eukaryota; Metazoa; Chordata; Mammalia; Chiroptera; Vespertilionidae. The transcript is spliced from 3 exons. Gene Ontology annotation, cellular component: extracellular region.